AUGUCAGGUAGGUGCUGUAAUGAAAUUAAAAUUUGGAAAGAAACCAAAAGUCGGUCUCACUACAGUAAGAUUUCUCGUUCAUAUCAGGGAAUGUUACACAACAGAAAAGAACGAAAACGUUUUAUAAAAACUGCCACCAAAAAGUUUAACUCUAUCUGAAACAAAAACAUGGGAUUGAUCUCAAAUUAUUAGAGAGCAAAUCGAUCCUGUGGGUUUCAGGUUCCAACAGCGUAGUACUGUUUUACAGCUUUUGCAGCGGCUGGAAUGCGUCGAUAAACCUUCCAUCGACUGCUAUUUAAAGAACGCAUAACUAAACUAACUUUAUUUAUACUGGGUAACCCUAUCAUGUUCCAGCUUUAUCUAAUGGAACAAAGAAAAUCAUGCGAUGUUUAGUUCAGUCGAACAGAAUUAACUCUUCUCACACGCGAUUGAGGUGUAUGUAAGGGACUGGUCAUAAAGUAAAAGGGGGGCUAGGAAAAAUAGAGGGUGAGUCAAUAUUGUUGAGCACGGUUGAAGGGAUGGGUCAUUGAAAGUUAAGUGCAAUCAUAAGGGUGGGCCAUGUAAAAAUAUGCAGAAAUGUUUUCAAUGGCAUGUGUAUUAAAAUUCAUAUUAUAAAAAUAGAAAUAAAACGUAUCAGGAUCCAUGUGUAAAAUUUAUACCGCAAACGUUCACCUCAAACUUAAAAGCUAACUAAUUUUCUGAUAAUCAUAUAAAUGUCACGAGCUUUGUGUAGGAUGUUUAUUAUGUAACAAAAUUAGUAUAAUCUCUAAGAGGGCUGGGGGGGGGACAUGUCCCCCCCCCCCAGUCUAUAUGUUAAAAGAGGCCCUGAAUUAAAUACAGAAAGGUCUUUCUUUGCAUGGAACUUCCCAUGCAUACUGCAUUAUGCAGCAUCUUUCUCAUAAUCAGAGACCUUUAGUUUGACUAACGCCAAACCGCUAACGAUGAUUGUGAUUUAACUACUACUAGCCCUUCCAGUCGAAAUUUUGCCCCCCCCCCCCAGUGAGGUCCCUAAGAACUACCUGCAGUAGGUGGUCAACCAGCAAUUAUGUAUCAAAGUGAGAAAACGAUGUUAAGUUGUUAACAUUUCUGAAUUUGACCAUCAUCUGCAGGCCCGUAACUAGCUAUUGAGUCCACCGAAUCAGUUCACUUGGUAGGCCCGAAUUUGGGGACUGAAAUUUAAACAUCGCCAGAAACCUAAACCAUGACUGAAAUAAUUUGCUCGUGGAACAAGGCAUGAAAUAACAUUUUAGGACAAAAUUCUAGUUUAGUUUUUCCAAGCAAAGAUACUCCAAAGAGACCACCCCAUCUUGCUCUUCAGUGACACUGAGAAGACGAAUAUUAAUGCGUCGAUUUCAAGUACCCCAAUACAUGUAAUACAGUACUGUAGAAUUUGAAGUGUGGUGAAUGAUAAUACCAUACCACAUACAUUUUAAUUACCGCAUCUUCACACCAUGUUGCCUUAUUGGGACUGGAUUACAUUUGGGAGACUGUAAAAUUGCAGUAAUUGUGUUACUGUUUAUAAGGUUAAUUUCUUGUUGGAAAACUCCUCAAAAUGCUGGAAAUAGCUUGUCUGAGCUUCAAGAAAUCCAAAACUUUCUGGGGGGCAUGCCCCCAGACCCCUCUAGAAGCUCGCACCUUCGGUGGUCGACUCGGUUGUCUCAGAAUCCUAGUUACGGCCUGAUCUGCUGCCCUAUGACGUAUACUUAUUAGUUAAACCAUGCAUAUAAUGCUGGUAGCUGCAGUGAUACAAACUUGCCGACUGUAACUUCUCCAGGUCCCCCGCUAAAUGUCUCCUCCAGUUACACAUCCUUAAAAGAGACCGUGAAUUUUAAUUGCACCAUUUGAAUAGCUAUUGAGAAUUGUAACACAGAAUUAUUUGGCAACAGAAAAAUAGAACGCUGGUAUCUUUCGCCUUUUUGAAAGGGUGUGUCAUAAUUUUUCAGCACCAAUUUAAGGGUGGGCCACAAAUUUUCGUGCAGCUAUUAAGGGGUGGGCUACCAAAAGUGCAGACACCAAAUGUAUCAUUUUCCCAGCCUCCCCCCCCCCUUUUACUUUAUGACCGGUCCCUAAGUAUGCUCUGCAGAAUUUAUACUUGCAUCUCUGAGUAUUUUCUUUAAAUUUUCUGCAGGUUACCGUCUAUGCGACCAUGUAAUCAGUGAACACAACACACUGAAUUUCUUGGAAUGUUCUCUGUACUGUCUCAGAAAACCUUCUCACUGUAAAUCAAUCAAUUACAAAGCGAGAAAACAUCAACAUCCUUCUAACAACUGCCAGCUCAACAACGCCACGAAAACAACACAUCCUCAGAAUUUGCUGCCUGAUAAAAACUAUGAUUAUUAUCAACCGCUGGAAAAGCCCGAAAAGGUAUUUUUAUAGAUUUUCUAUGAACGUCGAACAACAAGUAUUAUAACAAUUGGGCAUGCCAUAAACGUUCAUAUUCUUUUAAAAGUAAAACGAAAUGUGCAGUAGCUAUAUAAGAGCGUUAUAUUUUUGUUAUAACGUAACAUUUCCGAAAGUAAUUAAAUUUGUUUUUCAAUUGCAGAAAAUAGAAAAAAUAAAAAAAGUAGAAGAACAAGAACAAGUAGAAGAACCUGUAAAUUAUGGUAGAAUGACUUGAAUCAAAUUUAUCUUCACAAAGAGAGGAAUCGUUAAGUUUAAGGUGGCUCCCUACAAUUUAAAAAUAGGAGAAAACCAUGAAUUAAGGGACCGGUCAUCAAGUAAUUAUUGGUAGGACGGGCCGGAGGAAAUAAGGAGCGAUGGACUGGAUGGGCCAUGAAACAAAUAUAACCUGUUUGCACUCAAUACGUAUACUAUGACUACCACACAACAUUCCUAUUAAAAGAAUCAACAUUCAAUAUAACAAAUGGUUUCAUCAAAGUGACUACUAUACUGUACAUAUUCAUGUAUAGCAGGAUGGGUCGUGAAAUUUUUCGAAUGACCUACUAAUAACUAUGGGCUCUGAAAUUUUUUCUAGGAUGGGCCACCGUUUUUUUUGGAAAACCUAUUUUUCCCACCGCCCCAACCUAGCUGUUACUUUAUGACCGGUCCUCAAAUCAAACUUUUUAAAGAUUGUUACUUGUCUGAAAUAACAAAUUGUACAACUUUUUUAAAGGAACAGUCUAAAAGAAUUGGCUUUAGUCACAAAAGUGACGUUACCACUGUUGCUAUGGCAACAAUGACGAUUCAAGAUGGCCGAUAUUUUGGUUUUUAACGCACUUUACUUAAAAAAAAACGCCUGGCUACCCCCAAUUUUUAUUUCAGAAACAUUUUCUUGUAGUACAAUGAACUAUCUGACCAAGUUUUAAAAAAUCCUGUAGAAUUUUUUAUAAUUAGUCCGAUAGUUUAUUGUACUACAUGAAUAUGUUUUCCGAAAUAAAAAUGGGGGCAACCAGACGUUUUUUAAAGUAAAGUGGGAUAAAAGCCAAAAUAUUGGCCGUCUUGAAUCGUCAUUGUUGCCAUAGCAACAGUAGUGACGUCAUUUUUGCAACCAAAUUCCAAUUGUUUGAUUGCUGCUUUACAUAUGGCGUACAUUUUUUGACUUUCUAGCAAACAACAUCCCUUCAAAGACUUGAUCUAAUUUAUGCAUUUUCAACAUUUCUAUAGAAUGUAGGGAGCCACCUUAAUUAAGGUCAGGUUAAGGCUGAAGUGAGGUUGAGGUUAGGUUGAGGUUAGAUUAUCAAACAUGGAUUUAUUAAUUCACUUUUUCUUAGCAAAAAGUUGUGAUGACUUGUACAAAUCCGGCAAGACAACGACCGGGGUUUAUACAAUCGACCCGGAUGGCCUGGGACCUUUUGCUGUUCGAUGUGAUAUGGAAACAACCACAGGGGUUAAUACAAUCGACCCGGACGGCCUUGGAGCUUUUGCUGUUCGUUGUGAUAUGGAAACAACUAGUACUUCAGGGAGGGGCUGGACUAUAUUCCAAAGACGUGUAGAUGGGUCUCUAAGCUUCUACAGAAAGUGGUAUGGUUACAAAAUUGGAUUUGGCGAUUUGUCUGGUGAAUUUUGGCUUGGUUUGGACAAGAUUCAUCGUCUCACAGCCAGUGGGCAGAAUGUACUGAGAGUUGAUCUCGAAAGUUUUGAAAACGAGGCUGCUUAUGCAGUUUAUGAAUCAUUUUCUGUGGGAAAUGAAAGCAACGCUUACAUUUUGAAUGUUGGUAACUACUCAGGUAAUAAUACUUAGGCUGGGAUUACACUAUACCGGAUUGAUUUUCAUACCGGAUCAAUUUUCACACCGAAGCCAAAAUCAAGGGUGUUUACACUAUGCCGCUUCGCUCUGUCGCCAGCUCGUAUCUUUUAUCGUUGCCACGGAAACAAAUAAUAAGUUUUGACCAUUUUGGACGUUUUCUCGACAGUACUUGUGAAUUAUAACUUUGUUUACAAAGCUUGACCACCCGACGUUGCUUUGUCUCGCUCUUAUCGAAAAUUGACGAGUAUUUCAUUAAAUUUUGCCCUUUUGAAAGCAAGAAGUCAAUGUUAUUACCGCUAUCUUUAUUUGUCUUCGCUAGAAAUAAUAAAUAAUUGUAAAGCGAAGCAAACAACAGCUAUAAAAUAUUUAAAAGCGAGUAAAUAAAACGACAAUGUUAAAAUAUACUUGCCGAAACCUAUUUAUAGUACCGGAGCGUACCGGAUUGCUUGAUUACACUUGGUUUUAUCCGGUACAGCACGUACCGGAUUACUUUUCAUAUCACCUCCAAAGCGAAGUGAUUUUCGCGCCGCGGCACGUGCCGGAUUACAGUGGCGUAGUGUAAACAAGAGGCCAAUCCGGUACAGAAAUCGCGUCGCUUCGAUGCAAUCCGGUAUAGUGUAAUCGGGGCCUUAGACAGCUACCGGAUAUAAGCUAUUCUGCAAUCUGAUUGGCUCUCUACUAGCAGGAUAUUAUACACUUAAUGUCUGCUCCCGACACAGGGGGUCCAACUAAGAGCUGUGUUAUGAAUAUGAAUAAAACAUUAAUUAAAC
This is a messenger RNA of Paramuricea clavata, 4956 nucleotides long. Lineage: Eukaryota; Metazoa; Cnidaria; Anthozoa; Malacalcyonacea; Plexauridae. The record is from the annotation of a GenBank genome assembly.